AUGCGCUUGGUCAGAUUGAUGCAAGGAGGGCUACACAUAAGGCUCUUAGAGCAAGCUACUAUUCUGGUACAAAGGUAUGGCUUCUGGUUCAUCCAGUUCCCAAGAUUCUCCUACAUUCGAAUAGCUGGCUCUAAAGGCGCUCCUGUCCGACUUCUGCGAUACUCGACCCAAAAAAUAGUUAUUCUGGAAGUCGCAAGGCAGUCACGUUCGGUGAAUAGUUUACUCAAAGACAAGAAGCAGUCCAGAUUCGCCUUCCCUAUUAUCAUAGGUAACCUUGAUGUCCAUCUGAAAAGUCCAGCUCAUGCCGAAGAAUCCCUUGCAGAACUAGCCUCCUACGGCCUACAAGAACAUUUCCCAAAGAAAUGUUUUGAUCACGACAAUCUGGCAAAAAGAGCCUAUGACAGGCGCUACGGAGCGAAGGAGUCAGUUGAAGAUUAUUGGAAAAACUGCUUUGAUGACUAUGAAGUUGGACGACGCGAGUAUUCAAGGCUAAGUGUGCAACAAAUGCGAUUCUAUGAAUACCGUCGGGUUUUGGAUCAGCUAAUGGAUUCUAGAAAUUGCCUACAAGUCCGGGAAUUUGAGGCGGUAAGACAUCUCUUGCAAGGCAUCGAUUGGUCACAAGAUCCAAUUACUGAUUUUGAGGCGGUUAUGGCAGCCCCAGGAAGCGAUAUUGAUGCUUUCAAGGCUGAUGAUCCUUCUACCCAAGACAUGCUAAAUACAGAGGUGAAGGGGAGCCGCCAUGAAUUGCAGCUGCAUAGUACUGCCAAGGAUGACUCCACUGUUGAAGGAGAGCAAAGGACAGAUGAGACUCGCGAGCUUCAAAGGACUAAAGAACAACUAUCACAUGAAGAUACCAGACAGUUGUUCAGUGAAGUAGGAGAGAACUCGGCUACGAGCAAAGGACUUGACACUUCCUCCACUCCUCCUGUAAUAGAGCAGCUACAAAUAUGCAAUGAGUCGGCUGAAAACAUUAAAGAGAAGAGUGCAAAUAUAACUAUAGCAUUAGCCCAGACCAUACCUCAAGAUUGGUUAGUUGCUCAAGCUCAGCGCAAGGCAGCCACCAAGCUACCCAUCAACUUGGAAGACAUCUUCUCGCGCAUAGGCAAAGCCAAGUCCAAGGGGAAGAAAAAACCUAAGGCCGAGGGGUAUAUUGAUCAACUCCUAAGACCAUUGCAUGAUGCCCCUGAAUCCCACAUUCCCCCGACAACAUUGGCGCAAAGAACCACCACAAAAUUUGAGGGAGUACGAGAUACUGCCAAGGCCGUCAAGGAAUGGAUGCGAAGCAUUAAAGAAAGGGGAGAACAAAUCAUUGGAGAGUUUGGAUUCUUGGGAAAGUUGGCCAGAAGAAAAAGUGAUCUUCGCCUUUAUAUUGAUGAGUUAGGACAAGCUUUAUAUGGAGAGCUUGACUAUAGGUGUGAAGCUACAAAUGCAUCCGAGUUUCAAGAAUUGCAUGCAAAAUUGCCAUUCGUUUCAGUGCCAAAGGCUUUUCAUCACUUGACCAGGAAAAGAGUUCUGACAAUGGAAUGGAUGACUGGUGAUAAUCCUAAAGAAUUACUUUACAUAUCCACCGGCUCAAGUCCAAGUGGUUGUAUUUACUCAGAACAGCAGCGCCUGGAAGCAAGGAAUCGACUUCUGAGUCUGGUUAACAGAGGUGUAGAAGCGUCAUUGGUACAACUACUAGAGACAGGUUUGCUUCAUGCAGAUCCACAUCCUGGGAAUCUUGUCUACACAUCAACAGGCCAGAUUGGGUUUCUUGAUUUUGGUUUGCUUUGCCGAAUGGAGGAGAAACACCAAUAUGCAAUGCUGGCAUCUAUUGUACAUAUUGUCAAUGCUGAUUGGCCUUCUCUUGUAAUUGACUUGGCUGACAUGGACAUUAUAAGACCAGAAACUGACCUCAGGCUUAUUCAAAUGGAAUUGCAAGAUGCUUUAGGGGAUGCAGCAGCAAAUGAUGGUACAAGUAUGCCCGACAUAAAAUUUAGUAAGGUUCUUGGGAAAAUCUGGGCGAUAGCACUCAAGUACCACUUUAAAAUGCCUCCAUACUACACUUUGGUGUUACGUUCUGUGGCUUCCCUAGAAGGUUUGGCACUAGCAGUAGAUCCAGAUUUCAAAACAUUUCAAGCAGCCUAUCCUUAUGUUGUGCAUAGGCUUCUUACCAAUAAUUCAAUUCGUAUGAGAAAGAUAUUGCACUCGUUGGUAUUAAAUGAAAGGAAAGAAUUUCAGUGGCCUAAAGUUGCUUUGUUCUUAAAGCUAGGAGAACAACAGUUCAAGAAAAGGGAUGCUUUGAAGACUGGAGGUGAAGCACAUGUUGUAUCUAAUCCGUCCAAAAAUCCACCUGGUGGCAGUGUAGAUCUGGCAAACACAAUUAUGAAGCUUUUAUCAUCUGCAGAUGGUGCUGUUCUAAGGAGGCUAUUAGUAACUGCUGAUACUCCAUCUUUAGCAAAGACUUUUGUCUCUGUAGAUGCCACUGAAUUUCGCAGAAAUGUUGUAGAAAACUUUGCAGAAAUUCUGUCUGAAUGGGGCACAAGAAUCCUGAGAGAAGAACACAUCUAUCUACGUCAAACAGCUAUAAACCAUGAUCAAACAGAUAGAAUGGAGAGUAGUAAUGCCUCAUCCUUGGACGUGUACAAGAAUUUGUUGAGAGACCACCGCCUUAAGGUAGUGCUUUUUACAGCACUUAAAAGGUUAACAAGAAGUCCACUGUUGAUGCUGAGAGUCUGCUGGACCUGUGCUAUGAUAUUAUGUUCUGCUUUGGCAUUGGCCUCUCAUCGACUGCUGGUGGAACUCUGUCACAUUUACGUACAACCAGUUCCAGUUGUGAGAAAAAGAAAGCUUGCUUAUCAGACUGUUGCUUAGAAGGCAACUAGGCAUCCUGAUUUCUGUUGGCAUAAUACGACCAAAUCACCAGACAAAUAUGAAGGCAUACUGGGAAUAUUGAGUGCCUUCUAAUGUAUGGGCUACUUCAGAAGAAAAAAACUCCUACGUGCCAUAUAUAUAUGUGGAAAGUUUGUCUAUAUAUAUAUUAGAGAUCACACUUGAGUUCAAACUCCUAUGGCGAUUUGGAGCUUCCAGACUGAUGGAAUUAGUGCUUGGGUUUUUAAGAUGGCAAGUCUCACCAACAAGGAACCAAGGUAGGAAGUUGAUUGGAUGUGGGUAACUAUUUUGAAAAAUUCUUCUCUAAUGCAUCACCGAUACAGCUUACAAGAUUUUUGAACCUAAUCAAACGACAUCACCUGAUACAUAACGUCAGGGAGGCAAGCAGAGGAUGAAAUAUUACAUGCAGAAGAUUCAGGCUAGAAAAGAUUUUCUUUUGUACAAAUUAAUAUUUUAGGGUGGUUUCAUGUAUUCAUAUUUAUUUACCCAAGGGCUGAGAAAGGUUUGAGAAGUUGAAAAGUACCAUCUAAUAAUAAUUAAUUAGUUUCGAUGAAAAUUUGUUAUCAUUCCAAGCACUUGUAUAAUACAUGACAGUAGUGGUUUUUUCUGCUUCAGAGUAUUCGUGUAGCAAAUGCUUAAGUUGGAAAGACACUUCAAAUAUAAUGGCUAACUACGAAGCAUUAACUGUCGUCCAUUGAAAGUAGCAGUGACUUGCAUUAACGAUUUGUCAGGUUGUGUUCUCAUGCUUUGAGAUUGGAUGUCAUUGAGAAAAUGAUAUAGAUUUGACACUGUACGUAAAAAAGUGCAGUGGUCAAGAUUGAAAGUCA
Cryptomeria japonica (Japanese cedar) is the source of this 3698-nucleotide messenger RNA. RefSeq lists its product as uncharacterized. The record is from RefSeq and is a predicted model, not a curated record. The transcript is spliced from 14 exons. Bases 1 to 2853 code for a protein of 950 amino acids. Lineage: Eukaryota; Viridiplantae; Streptophyta; Pinopsida; Cupressales; Cupressaceae.